GGCUGGAAGUGCCCGGCGCGGAGGCGCUGGAGGGGGCGGGGGGCCGAGCCGGCGCUUUAUAAGAGGAGCCCGCCAGGCGCGCCGAGCCGCAGCCCGCGUCCCCGAGCCCCCCCUCACCCCAGCCCGGAACCCCCCCACCCGCAGCUUGCGCUCGUGCCCCCUCCCCCACGCCCCCCGGGGCGCCUGGGUGUCGAGGGACAGAGCGCCCCGCGGUGGGCCAGAGAAGGGAAGCGCGGCGGGCGGCCGCGGGGCAUGAGGCGGGGGCGCGAUGUCGGUGCCGCUGCUCAAGAUCGGGGCUGUGCUGAGCACCAUGGCCAUGGUCACCAACUGGAUGUCGCAGACGCUGCCCUCGCUCGUGGGGCUCAACGGCACCGUGUCCCGUGCGGGCGCCUCCGAGAAAAUCACUCUCUUCCAGAGCCCAGAAGAGGGCUGGCAGCUGUACACCUCAGCCCAGGCCCCUGACGGGAAAUGCAUCUGCACGGCUGUGAUCCCAGCGCAGAGUACCUGCUCUCGAGAUGGCAGGAGUCGGGAGCUGCGGCAACUGAUGGAGAAGGUCCAGAAUGUCUCCCAGUCCAUGGAGGUCCUUGAGCUGCGGACGUAUCGCGACCUCCAGUAUGUACGCGGCAUGGAGACCCUCAUGCGGAGCCUGGAUGCGCGGCUCCGGGCGGCUGAUGGGUCCCUCUCUGCCAAGAGCUUCCAGGAGCUGAAGGACAGGAUGACAGAACUGUUGCCCCUGAGCUCGGUCCUGGAGCAGUACAAGGCAGACACACGGACCAUUGUACGCCUGCGGGAGGAUGUGAGGAAUCUCUCCGGCAGUCUGGCGACCAUCCAGGAGGAGAUGGGUGCCUACGGGUACGAGGAUCUGCAGCAGCGGGUGAUGGCCCUGGAGGCCCGGCUCCACGCCUGCGCCCAGAAACUGGGCUGUGGGAAGCUGACCGGGGUCAGUAACCCCAUCACCGUUCGGGCCAUGGGGUCCCGCUUCGGCUCCUGGAUGACUGACACGAUGGCCCCCAGUGCGGAUAGCCGGGUCUGGUACAUGGAUGGCUAUUACAAGGGCCGCCGGGUCCUGGAGUUCCGUACCCUGGGAGACUUCAUCAAAGGCCAGAACUUUAUCCAGCACCUGCUACCCCAGCCGUGGGCGGGCACGGGCCACGUGGUGUACAACGGCUCCCUGUUCUAUAACAAGUACCAGAGCAACGUGGUGGUCAAAUACCACUUCCGCUCGCGCUCCGUGCUGGUGCAGAGGAGCCUCCCGGGCGCCGGUUACAACAACACCUUCCCCUACUCCUGGGGCGGUUUCUCCGACAUGGACUUCAUGGUGGACGAGAGCGGGCUCUGGGCUGUGUACACCACCAACCAGAACGCGGGCAACAUCGUGGUCAGCCGGCUGGACCCGCACACCCUCGAGGUCAUGCGGUCCUGGGACACCGGCUACCCCAAGCGCAGCGCCGGCGAGGCCUUCAUGAUCUGCGGUGUGCUCUACGUGACCAACUCCCACCUGGCUGGGGCCAAGGUCUACUUUGCCUAUUUCACCAACACGUCCAGUUACGAGUACACGGACGUGCCCUUCCACAACCAGUAUUCCCACAUCUCGAUGCUGGAUUACAACCCCCGGGAGCGCGCCCUCUAUACCUGGAACAACGGUCACCAGGUGCUCUACAAUGUCACCCUGUUUCACGUCAUCAGCACCUCUGGGGACCCCUGAGCCAAUGCUGUGGCUCAGGCUGCUGCCUGGGGGGCCUCCGGGGGCUGGGGGCCCUUUUCAUUCUGCCUGUGUCCCUCAAGGGUGAUCUCUCUGUCUCUGUCAUGCCCUUUCUCCCCGCCUUUUUGCUGGGCUUUUGUUCUCUGCCUGUGUAUUUCUGUCUAUUUUCUCAAUUUCCCCUCUUCUCCUUUAUUGAUCCCUGCUUUUAAUACACUUCUUUCUUUCUGCCUUUUUAUGGAUGUCUUUUUCUUUUUAUGGCUCUGGUUCUCCAGUUCUUUCCCUGUCUCUGCCUCUCUCUGUCUCUCUCACUCUCUCUGUCCUUCCACCCCUCCCUCCUUGCUUCCCACCCAUUCCUCAUCCCUCACUUCCACCCCCACCCCCAGGAGUUGAGUGCAUGGAUCUGUUUCUUUUUUUAUUUACACUUUUUCUUUCCGGUUUGCCGGAAUAAACGGGACCUUUGACAUUUGA
Molecule: messenger RNA, 2170 nt
Organism: Macaca mulatta (Rhesus monkey)
Lineage: Eukaryota; Metazoa; Chordata; Mammalia; Primates; Cercopithecidae
Gene: OLFM2
Product: olfactomedin 2
Biological process (GO): signal transduction
Source: RefSeq, a predicted model, not a curated record